Messenger RNA from Suillus plorans, 648 nucleotides. RefSeq lists its product as uncharacterized. The transcript is spliced from 6 exons. NCBI's taxonomy places the organism in Eukaryota, Fungi, Basidiomycota, Agaricomycetes, Boletales, Suillaceae. The coding region runs from base 1 to 648 and encodes 215 amino acids. The record is from RefSeq and is a predicted model, not a curated record.
AUGUGGAGAAGUGAAAGGCAAUUCGGUGCCAUCGUGGCUGGCUUGCACCAUCGAAAAAAGACACCAGCCAGCUGCCACACCUUCAUCGAGAACUGGUCUAAAUUUGUUGACCAGUGCGAAAGGUUGCAAUGUGGAGAAGUGAAAGGCAAUUUGGUGCCAUCACGGCUGGCUUGCACCAUUGAAAAAAGACGCCACGCUGGUGACUAUGCGACAGUGAACGUAACAUCAGGAAUUCAACAAGCAAGGGUUUGGCCAGUGCUAACUGCGGAUGAUUCGUGGAGCGCACGACCCUCACAAAGUACUAGUAUGAACAACGAUAAUUACAACAAUGCCAAUGGAGCCAGAAACCAAAAUCAUGAGAUUCCUCGACACUUUCUCCAACACGCACCGAGGCCUUGGGAGGUCAGAUUUAUGUUGACGGACAGGCAGUUGGAAUUGAUGUAUGUCAUUUGGGCUGCCGCGCGAGGCCGCGUGUGCCAGCAAGUGUAUCAUCUGGAAUUGCCGAUCCCUCCCUAUCCAUUACCUCCGGUCUGGCCAGAUGACAUAUGGGCAAUGGUGAUCCUAUGGGUUGCAAGGGAGCGCCGGAUGUUUGAAAUGGAGAUGAUCGAGCUCAAGUAUAUCCUGGGCCUCAGGGUUUGUGCACGUUAA